UAGAGAUUUGAAGAGUGAGAAAAUAGUUUAGAUGACGGCGUUCUGCCGUGAAGUGACAGGUCAUGGGGGCCUGCCUCGGCCGUUGCUUUCCAAGUGUCACCGACCCUUUCACCUUCAGGUACUCCAGACAUACCGGAAUCACUCAAUCUCCAGAGGAAGAACGAGCUGAGUUGCAGCAGUAUAUGAACGGAGAAUAUACAGACUCUUCGAAAAAAUCAAAAACUUUUCUGUCAUUUCUAUCCCUAAAACGUUUCAAGAAAAAUAGCAGAACCCCAGUGUCUUUGGAAUUGGUUGAAGACACUCGUUGGACAAGAGGCAGUAAUAAAUAUUUCCGGUUGCACUCUAGUAUUGCUGCGUCCACAAGCUCGGGUUUGAACACUCCACUGCAGCCCCUGGAUGCUAGGACCCUGUUGAAGCAUCCAGGCUGUGUCUCCUCGACGACAGCCUCAUCCCUGGACCUCGAAUGGGAGCACGAGGUUCUCCCUGCCCCCCUUAUCGAACUUGAUCCACCCGAGAGCACCAUGGAAUCUCCCUCGAAGACAUCGAGUGGUGGCAGCCGACCGUCCAGUUUGACAGCAUCACCUUGGUCACGUGUAUCAACUCCAAACAGUUUAGAGUGGGAUUCAGUGGAUGCUGAUAAUGCCUGUGACCCCGACACCGAACAAUUGUUAACAGAAAUCGAGAGAUUAACCGACAAAACGCUUAAAGAGACUGGCGAAUGGACUGGUGCUAGAUGAUAACGCUUUGAUCGUUUCAAUUGUUGUAUUUUUGUAUGGAAUUAAUGCUGAUUUUAAGGACACUCAUCAACCAUUAAAAUUAUUCGGAAUUAUUAUCAGGAGAGGGUGAGAAAAUAUUUAGAGCACUGUUGAAACAAAUAUAUUGGCUAUAUCUUCGAUAUUUUAAAGAGCAAUUGAACAGCUACAUGAUAUUUUAUAUUUUAUUAUAACAAGCCUUGAAGAAUUGAAGAAAAUCAUUCUCCCUAAUAUUGCAGCAUCAGCACUUGGAUCACUUCCCAGUCAUAAAUUCUAAAUUUUUACUGUUAGAGUCAAUAUGAUAUUCGAUGGAUUUAUUAAUUGAUCCUGGACACUGGGAUUAUAAACGUUUGAUCCACUUUUACAUGUUUAAGUACUGAUUUUAAUUACAAUCGACUAUUGAAAUGAAUAACGAUUUCUGUUGUGUAAGUUUGUCGAUUAAUGCACGUGAUUUUUAUCGAUUAUUUCGUACGAAAGCUAAUCGUUAUAUACAAUCUUAGAAAGAGGACAGAUAAAUCAGAGAUUAUUGAAAUAAAAUGGUUGUUGGUAAUUGUACAACGAAAAAAUUAUUUUUGUUCAACUAACGAUGAAUUAUAACAAGACGGGGACAUGAUACUGCUGAGAAAA
This is a messenger RNA of Fopius arisanus, 1379 nucleotides long. RefSeq lists its product as uncharacterized. Lineage: Eukaryota; Metazoa; Arthropoda; Insecta; Hymenoptera; Braconidae. The coding region runs from base 63 to 737 and encodes 224 amino acids. The record is from RefSeq and is a predicted model, not a curated record. The transcript is spliced from 6 exons.